Molecule: messenger RNA, 5536 nt
Organism: Danio rerio (zebrafish)
Lineage: Eukaryota; Metazoa; Chordata; Actinopteri; Cypriniformes; Danionidae
Source: RefSeq, a predicted model, not a curated record
UCCAAUCAGGCAGGUCGAGCUCCUCAUUUCUGCUCUGAAACUCCUACAGAUGGGACACACGCUGUCUGAACACUGCAGAAAGUUUUAACACUGGGAAAUGGCUGAACCAGCUACUAUAACCAGACCACUCAUAUCCUCCAAGAGGCACAAGAGCAUCCGAAAGAAUUCCAGGAGGAUUUAUUCCCCAUAUCAUGAUAAUAAUGGGCCGUCUGAUGACGAAGAUAAAGACGGAGAGCGAGUGGACAGUAAUGAUCCCGAGGAGAUGUUCCAGAACAUUCAGUUUCAGAAAGAAAUCAUCGCCAACAUCCGGAUCAAACCCUGGCCAAUAAGACGCAAGCUAAAAGUGCUCAAGCAAGCCAGAGAGAUUGUUCUGAAGUAUGAAGGCAGAUUGACCAGGACUCGUGGUUACCAGGCUGCUGGUGCAGAUUUGCUGAAGAAGAUUUCAAGAGUCUUAUACAACAUUGUCGUUUUGUUCAUUCCAUGGGAGAUGAGGAUUAAAAAGAUUGAAAGUCACUUUGGGUCAGGAGUGGCUUCUUACUUCAUAUUCCUGCGAUGGCUGUUUGGGAUCAAUAUAGUUCUCACUAUUAUGACUGGAGCCUUUAUUGUCCUUCCUGAGCUACUGGCCGGCGCUCCAUUCGGCACAACGCGGAGCAAAACCAUUCCUAAAGAGCACUUUGCCUCGGCACAAGACCUGGACACCAUCUGGUCGCUCGGGGGAUAUCUACAAUACUCUGUGCUUUUUUACGGCUACUAUGGUAAUGUGCGUAAAAUCGGCAGCGCUGGCUACAGACUUCCAUUGGCCUAUUUUCUGGUCGGGAUGGCAGUUUUUGCUUAUAGCUUCAUCACAUUGUUAAGAAAAAUGGCUAAAAACUCCCGGAUGAGUUUAGCUGGUGCCUCUGAUGAGAAUUACACCUUCUGUUGGCGUGUUUUCUGUGCGUGGGACUACCUGAUUGGGAACCUAGAGGCAGCUGAGAGUAAAGGGGCGGCCAUUGUCAACAGCAUCAGAGAGGCCAUUGUAGAAGAGCAAGAGAAGAAGAAAGACACAAGCUUAGCCGUCUUGAUCAGUUUGAGGAUUCUGGCAAACAUUCUGGUCCUGCUGUCGUUGACCGGCAGCAUCUACAUCAUCUACUUUGUGGUGGAUCGUUCUCAGAAACUGGAGCAGGAGAAACCUGAGCUGACCCUCUGGGAGAAGAAUGAGGUGAGUGUGGUGGUUUCGCUCAUCACAAUGAUUGCUCCUUCAGCUUUUGAGCUUGUGUCACAGUUGGAAAUGUACCAUCCCAGGACAAGUCUCCGCUUCCAGCUGGCCAGAGUUCUGGUGUUGUAUCUUGGAAACCUCUACAGUUUGAUUAUUGCCCUCCUGGAUAAAGUCAACAGCAUGAGCUCAGCUAUUCCUGUGGCUCCAGGAAAUGUGUCUGAUUCGACAUCCUACCUAGCCACGAUUUCGCAGCCGACUGAAGACAAUCUGUCCACCAUCGUCCCGGAUCUGGCAGAGCGGCAUAACAUCACACUAAGCCCGAGUCUCCUGGAGCUGAACAACAGCGUCACCACAGUCAAGAGCAGCACAACCACCGCACAGCCCAUGAGAAUACAGUCUGUGCUAAAUCAGACCGUCCUCUACGAGUACAACAGCAGAUCACAGCAAGACCCCUGCUGGGAGACAUAUGUGGGCCAGGAGAUGUUGAAGCUCUCCAUCAUUGAUAUGAUCUUCACUGUGGCAAGUAUCCUGCUCAUUGAUUUCAUCCGCGGCCUGGUGGUUCGAUAUCUGAGCGACUGCUGCUGUUGGGACUUGGAGAGCAAGUUUCCAGAAUACGGAGAAUUCAAAAUAGCCGAAAAUGUUCUUCAUCUGAUUUACAACCAGGGAAUGAUCUGGAUGGGAGCAUUUUUUUCACCCUGCCUGCCUGCCUUUAACGUCUUGAAGCUCAUUGGUUUGAUGUACCUGCGGAGCUGGGCUGUGCUGACCUGUAAUGUUCCCCAUCAGCAGGUCUUCAAGGCCUCCAGAUCAAAUAACUUCUACCUGGCCAUGCUUCUGUUCAUGCUGUUCCUGUGUAUGUUACCCACCAUUUUUGCCAUCGUGAGAUACCGGCCGUCUCAGUAUUGUGGACCUUUCAGUGGACAGGAGAAGAUUUACGACAUCAUCUCUGAAACCAUUGCCAAUGACUUCCCACUGUGGUUCAGCAAAGUGAUGAGUUACGUCACCAGUCCUGUGGUUGUGCUGCCGGCUUUACUGCUACUCUUUAUGCUGAUCUACUACCUUCAGUCCAUUGCUAGAUCCCUCAAGUUCACCAACAGCCAGCUGAGACUGCAGCUGCAGACCGAGCGCACGGAAGACAAGAAGAAAGUGUUUCAGCUAGCUGCAGCCCGUCUGCAGGCACCUGAGGGCGGCGAUAAAAACCCAGAACAAGAGAGCGACAUAACAAGUGUCGAGUCGUCUGCCCGCUCUGCCUCCCCUCCACGCCGUAAUGGCAGCGUCUCCAACUUCGAGUCUCCUAUCCGGCCAGCAGACAGCAUCCAGACUAUAACCCAGUCGGCAUCACGGUCUGAUGUUCCCAGAGCUGCCGGAGCGACCCGGAGUCCAUCGGUUCCCGUGCGGCAGAAACACAAAGCGGAGCACGCAGCCAGUAGCGCACACAGAAUGUACAGCAGCCCCUCAGUUCCCCAAAGACAAGUACGACAGAGACAAGUGGAGUUCAUACCCGUCAGGCAUUCUGGGUACAUGGGCAGCACCAGCGGUUCCAGCCGAUCCAAGUCCUACCACAACAUGGCCUACAACCCAUGCACGCGAUAUACCGAAAACAUCCACUCUGAUCCACUGUUUCGGAAAACCCUCCGACCGAUGCACACCGAGCCCAGCGUGAUCACGGCUCAGAGCUACGUGGGCCGGCGCGCACACACAACACGCUACGUCAUCGUCAACGAACACGAUGCUCGCAAGAAAAUCAUGCGCACCAAUACACGCAUACCGAGGCAUUACCGCUUACCGGACGAACCAGAGAUUGUAGAGCUGUAUCCUCGCAACGUAAAAUGCUACAUUCCUCGUACUCCUCACCGAAGCCACCAGCCGCAUCUCAGUGAGGAAGAAGAGGAGGAUGAAGAAGAUCCCAAGACCAGCACGAGGAGGGGAUCAAGCCGUCCUAAGUCCCUGUCGGACAUCCGUCCGACACCACGAUUCUACAUUGGCGAUAGUGUAAAUAGUCAAUUGUCAAUGGAGCAUGGUAUAUAUGGUGAUGAAGAGGAAUACGGUCAGGAAGACGAUUGGGUAAACUUGCAUCCUUGCUCUCAAACUAACGUCCGAGGCCCAGAGUCAACUCACAGAUAUGGUGAAACCUACGUCAAGCCCAAGACCAAGCAUAAAGUGGAGCCGUCGCUGACCGAGUCAGAUUCGGCAUCAUUGGCGUCUAGCAGCGACCAACAAAACAGCAGCACAGACCAGUACAUCCAGGUCAUUCACAACAAGGAGAAGUACCUGAAGCCCAGCGCAAAGAUGACCAAGAAGAAAGCCAAGAAUAGUGUCACACUCAAUGUGUCUGAUGGUAACGAUCUCGUCUGCUCCAAUGUUUAGAGUGGAAAAGCGGUGAUAAUGACUCGGUUUGGGAACUCUAAUGAACUGUCUGAUAUAAAAUCCUGAUAUAUGGCCAGUUUAUACUUCUAUGUCAAGUCCAGGCAGUAGGUUUGGUGUAAUGAAAUAAAGUCCCCUCCGGAAUCGGGUCGUUAUUAGAAGGGAUACAGCCACAGUCAGAAGUUAACAAGAAUUAGGAAUUAAAUCCAGGUCUUGCACAACAAAGAGGAGUACCUGAAGCGCAGUUCAAAUGACCAAAAAGAAAGCCAAGAACAGUGUAAAACUCGAUGUCUGAUGUUAACGAUCUGGUCUGCUCCAAUGUUUAGAGUGGAAAAAUGGUACGCGAUAAUGACUCUGUUUGGAAAAUCGAAUGAACUUAAAGCUUUAUAUAGAGUCAAUUUAUACUUCUUUGUUGAGACCGUGCGGAAUGGCUGGUUGAUGACAAAUUGAGUCCCUCCUGAUCGGGUUGUUGUUAGAAGGGAUACAGGCACAGACAGAAAUUUACAAGAAUUAGGAAUCAAAUCCAGGUUAAUCACAACACAGAGAAAUACCUGAAGCCCAGUGCAAAGGCGGCCAAAAAGAAAGCCAAGUACAGUGUUAAACUCAAUGUCUAGAGUGAAAAAUGAGAGAUAAUGAUUCUGUUUAGGAAACUGUCAAAAACUGUCGAAAGUUUGAUAUAGAGCCAAUUUAUACUUCUUUGUUGAGACCAUGCAGAAUGGCCGGUUGAUGACAAAUUGAGUCCCUCCUGAUCAGGUUGAUGUUAGAAGGGAUACAGGCACAGAGAGAAGUUUACAAGAAUGAGGAAAUCAAUUUAGGUCAAUCACAACAAAGAGAAAUACCUGAAGCCCAGUGCAAAGGCGGCCAAAAAGAAAGCCAAGUACAGUGUUAAACUCAAUGUCUAGAGUGAAAAAUGAGAGAUAAUGAUUCUGUUUAGGAAACUGUCAAAAACUGUCGAAAGUUUGAUAUAGAGCCAAUUUAUACUUCUUUGUUGAGACCGUGCGGAAUGGCUGGUUGAUGACAAAUUGAGUCACUCCUGAUCGGGUUGUUGUUAUAAGGGAUACAGGCACAGACAGAAAUUUACAAGAAUUAGGAAUCAAAUCCAGGCUAAAAAGGAUACAAUUGCGGACAGAAGUAUGCAAGGAUUGGGAAUUAAAACCAGGUCAUUCACAACAAAGAGAAAUACCUGAAGCCCAGUGCAAAGGCGGCCAAAAAGAAAGCCAAAAACACAGUAAACUCAAUGUCUAGAGUGAAAAAUGUGAGAGAUAAUGACUCUGUUUAGGAAACUGUCAAAAACUGUCGAAAGUUUGAUAUAAAGCCAAUUUAUACUUCUUUGUUGAGACCGUGCGGAAUGGCCGGUUGAUGACAAAUUGAGUCCCUCCUGAUCAGGUUGAUGUUAGAAGGGAUACAGGCACAGAGAGAAGUUUACAAGAAUUAGGAAAUCAAUUUAGGUCAAUCACAACAAAGAGAAAUACCUGAAGCCCAGUGCAAAGGCAGCCAAAAAGAAAGCCAAGAACAGUGUUAAACUCAAUGUCUGUUGGUAAUGAUCUUGUCUGCUCCAAUGUUUAGAGUGUAAAAACGGUGAGCGAUAAUGACUCUGUUUGGGAAAUCUAAUGAACUGAAAGCUUGGUAUAGAGCAGGGAUCACCAAUUUAUACUUCUUUGUCUUGUCCAGGCAGUAGGUUCGUGUGAUGACAAAUCGAGUCCCUCAUGGAAUAAAGUUGUUGCUAAAAAGGAUACAAUUGCGGACAGAAGUAUGUGAGGAUUGGGAAUUAAAACCAGGUCAUUCACAACUAAGAGAAGUACCUGAAGCCCAGAGCUAAGAUGGCCAAAACAAAAGCCAAGAACACUGUAAACUCAAUGUGUCUGAUGGUAACGAUCUUGUCUGCUUCGAUGUUAUGCAGUUAUGACUCUGUUUGGGAAAUCUAAUGAACUGUCUAAUGCAGUGGUCACCAAACUUGUUCCUGAAGGGCCAGUGUCCUGC